UGCCCAUCACAAAAACAAACAUGUUUUCUGGUAGUGACAUGACAGGAACUGUCCUGUGUGAAACCACAUAUAAACCAGAUGUUCACAGGUGUUGCAUUAUGAAGAGCUAAACAGUUUGCAGUUGGCAAGCUAAUGCACCAUGACCACACUUCAGCUAUUGUUUCCCACAAUACACACAGACAGACAUUUGUAAUGAUAUAAAUAACCUUCCUCGAUACUUGGCUUGUUGUCUGACUGUGAGCGACUGACUUUUCUGAUCUUCUCCUCUCAUCAUUGCUCCUGAACUUCUGGAAAGUAAAGAUAAAGAGACACACACUAUUCUCAGCAUCUGCUCUUCACUAGAUCUACAAGAUCAUCUGAGGGAUCUGAUUGAAUCAAGAUGCUGCUGAUCAUUGAAGCUCUUCUUCUCAUCUCAGCUGCUCUAGGACAGGAUCACAGAGCUGCUGUUGAAGGACAGAUAUUUCCACUGGAUAUGGCAAAUAAUUCAGUUGAUGAUCAAUAUAAGGGCUGUACAGAGAAAAUGGCAGCCCUGGUGAAGACAAAAUAUCUGAAGCAAGAAAUGUCUAACAACAAAUCUGAUUUUGCAGAUGCUUGGAAACUUGCUGAAAAGAAGUACAAGCCACCAGGAGAUAACUUGACAAAGAAUCAUUCAAUUGCUAUUUAUGUGUACACUAACUCAGGUUUUGAGGUAUAUAAGGAGUUUAAUGAAGCUGAUCGUAAAGACAAGAAAAGAUACAAAAACAAAACAUACAAAUGGUAUUCACUUCACUUUCUGUUAACAGAUGCGAUACAGAUUCUGAAGAAAACACAAAAGAAAUGCUAUACAACUUAUCGUGGUACAAAUCUUAAAUUUAUUCAGAAUUUUCGGAACAGAAAAGUUCGUUUUGGCUCAUUUACUUCUUCCUCUAUUAAUCGUAACAUAACAAAGUUUUUUGGCAAUGUAUCUUGUUUUGAAAUCCACACUUGUGAAGGUGCUGAGGUGUCAAAAUAUUCCAAGCUUCCUCAUGAGAAAGAGGUGCUGAUUCCUCCGUAUGAGAUGUUUAAAGUAACCGCUGUCAAGACAAAAGGUCAGAGAGGUGCUUGGUGUGACACUGUGUUCACUUUGAAAAGUUCUGGUGAGAGAAGUGACCUCAACUGUGCUCUAUUCAAGAAACCAUUCAAGACCAUAACAAAAUACUAUGCUGAGCAUUGAAUAGUGCUUUAAACGUCCACAUGAAUCAAUGUAAAAAUGUUUUUCUUUCGGUUUAGUUCAAUAAUAAUUGUCAUAAAACACAAUUUGUUCAUAAUAAAGUUCAU
Messenger RNA from Cyprinus carpio (common carp), 1296 nucleotides. RefSeq names its product NAD(P)(+)--arginine ADP-ribosyltransferase 2-like. Lineage: Eukaryota; Metazoa; Chordata; Actinopteri; Cypriniformes; Cyprinidae. The coding region runs from base 380 to 1192 and encodes 270 amino acids. The record is from RefSeq and is a predicted model, not a curated record. Gene Ontology annotation, molecular function: NAD+ poly-ADP-ribosyltransferase activity; NAD+-protein-arginine ADP-ribosyltransferase activity. The transcript has 3 exons.